AUGUCGACCAUCACGCGAACACUCCGUAACCUGACCAAGGUCGGCAUCAAGGACUACCUGGUCCAGAUGUGGUACAUCGGUGACACCAAGUACGGUCGUCUCGUCGGCACCGAUCGCGCCGGCAACAAGUUCUUCGAGAACAACGAGGAACUCCCCCUCCGCACCCGCUGGGUCCAGUACGCCAAGCACGACUUCGACGCCGCCCAGAUCGAGCCCGGCUGGCACGCCUGGAUCAGCUACACCCUCGAUGCCCCCCCAACGGAGGAUGCUCUCAUCAAGACCGGCACACGACACUUUGAGCCUACCAAGCCUAUUCCCAACUAUACCCAGACGAGGGGCGCUUUCAAGACAUACAACACUGUGAAGCCAAAGAUUGCGGCAUGGGAGCCCGUGGCUGCACCACGAUCUUAG
This is a messenger RNA of Clonostachys rhizophaga, 411 nucleotides long. The record is from the annotation of a GenBank genome assembly. Lineage: Eukaryota; Fungi; Ascomycota; Sordariomycetes; Hypocreales; Bionectriaceae.